GUGGCCCACGCCAUUUCUACAUGGAACUGCUAUCCAGUGGGCGCUAAACCCAAAAAGCCAGUCCUUGCAAAAUCUCCGUCUCCUAAUCUCCUCUUCCUUGCAGAGGUCAGAGAAAAUGGCGCUUCAAAUACUGAAGCUACCCAUCAUCAUAUCACGCUGUUACUGUUCUUGCAGCUCCAGCAAUAGCUUCUUUUUCUCCUGCAAAUUAUCAUACAGAACUCCAAAGCUUUCUGCGAGAUGGGUCGAGUUCAAAGCCCGCAAUCAUCCUUCUGUAAGAACCUUUGCUUCACUGACCACGGAGAAGGGUCAACCAAAGAAAAAGAAAAGGAGACUGGAUGAACUGUGUCUUGAGAGAUUUCAGCAAUACAGCCGGACAUUUAUACAGUCAUGGAUUCUACAAGGCAAAGUGCUUGUGGACGGAAAAGUUGUUAAUAAAGCAGGGAGUCAAAUCUCCGAUAAAGCUGUCGUGGAGAUCAUUGCUGAAGUUCCCAAAUAUGUCUGCAGAGGAGGACACAAAUUGGAGGCUGCUAUUGAAAACCUGGGCAUUGAUGUUGCAGGGAAAGUAGCUCUUGAUUCAGGCUUGUCUACUGGAGGAUUUACUGAUUGUUUACUUCAGUAUGGUGCUUCAUUUGUCUAUGGAGUUGAUGUAGGAUAUGGACAGGUGGCAGAUAAAAUUCGGCGAGAUGAGCGUGUAAGUGUUAUUGAGCGUACAAACUUGAGAUACCUUUCUGAACUCCCACAGAAGGUUGAUUUAGUAACUUUGGACCUCUCCUUUAUUUCGAUACUUUUGGUUAUGCCUGCAGUUAUCAAUUUGAUGAAGGAAGAAGCUACUUUAGUUACUCUAAUUAAACCUCAAUUUGAGGCUCGGAGAUCCCAAGUUGGAGGAGGUGGAAUUGUAAGAGAUCCCUUAGUCCAUCAAGAGGUGAUUGAGAAGAUCAUAAAUGGAGUUCAAAACCAUGGGUUUCAAUGCAAAGGUUGGAUUGAAUCACCUCUAAAAGGAGCUGAAGGAAAUAUAGAGUUUCUGGCUUGCUUCAGUCGACAGGCAGUCAUUAGUGAAGAAGUCGAAAAACAAUGAGCCUACCUAACAUCUGGAUCAAACAUGUAUUGUACUGGCAUGCUGGAUAUGUUUCCGAAAACAUUAAAGAGCACAGCUUCUAAAGGGCUUGGAGGUCAAAUCAAUUACAUGGAAGCAUAAUUCUUAAGUAGGAAUUCCAGAUGAAUGGCCUUCUGAGUUUUUGGUCCUUUCGUCACUAUGUCUAUAAACAGUGAACAUCUCAAGUUUUGGCGACGUUCGGCAUGCCACCAACACUUGCAGCAAGAGGAUGGUGGUUGGACUUUUAGUUCACGUCGUGUAGCUUCUGGUUUACGACUGUGAAUUUCGAGUCCAAUUACCUGUUUAUACAAUAGUCAGCUGGCAAUGGAAUGUAAUGCAUGUUCAUACUGCAUUUCCAAAAGGCAAAACUAUGGGUUACUGAAAUGCCUUUGUAAGUGCUGCAUAACUACUACUACUUUUUAAAAUAUUGGAAUAUGGGUUUUAAUGGAGUGACAUGGAUAGUCAUAGUUCAUAUA
This is a messenger RNA of Nicotiana tabacum (common tobacco), 1569 nucleotides long. RefSeq lists its product as uncharacterized. The record is from RefSeq and is a predicted model, not a curated record. Gene Ontology annotation, molecular function: methyltransferase activity; RNA binding. Gene Ontology annotation, biological process: methylation. Lineage: Eukaryota; Viridiplantae; Streptophyta; Magnoliopsida; Solanales; Solanaceae.